AUGUCAUCUCUUGCUGCCGCGAAGGCAGACAAUUUUUAUUACCCACCCGACUUCGAUCCUAAGAAGCACCAAACACUCAACAAGUACAAUGGGCAACACCCUCUGCGUGAACGGGCGGCUAAGUUGGAUCAGGGCAUACUUGUCAUCAGAUUCGAGAUCCCUUUCAAUAUAUGGUGCGACAAAUGCGGCGAGCAUAUCGCCAAAGGCGAGAGGUUCAAUGCGGAGAAAAAGGCGAUCGGGCAAUACUACUCGACCAAGAUUUUGCAGUUCACCAUGACCCAUCACUGCGGCUGCAAGAUCACCAUCCAGACAGAUCCCAAGCGAGCGGAGUACCUGGUCGUUGAGGGAGCCCGCAAGAAGCUUCCCUUCACACUGCUGAUCCUGUUGUUCCUACCCUUGCUGUUGCUACUGCAACUGCUGCUGCCACUGGUGCUGGUGGAGAAGGAGGAGAGCUACAGCGCCGCGGACGCCGAGGUCAUCGAGCUGCCGGACGAGGGCGAGCGAGAGCGACGUGAGCGGGAUCCCCUCUACCGCCUGGAGUACCAGCAGGGGGCCAAGGUGAAGGCUCUGACAGGGGCAGAGCGCCUGGCUGCCAUACACGACGUCGUGGAUGCCCGAACCGCUGAUCCAUAUAGCCUGAACCGCACUCUGCGAGCAGCGCUGCGAGGUGAAAAACGUGCUGCAGCAGCACUGGACACGCGGCGCGCGGAGCUGGGUCUGCCGGAUUCGGUGCCCCUGCUGGCGCCCUCGGAUGGCGACACGCUCGCGGCGCAGGUGGCCUUCCUGACGAGUUCAGCGCGCGCAGUAGCGAGCGCGGAGGCCCGUCGCAAGCGGAUCCUGGAGCAGGACAUCUUCACAUCGUCAUCCUCAUUCCGCGCGGCGGCACCUGGCGCGGCGGGCUCGGCUGUGGUUGUCGAUGCGGCGUCCGAAAAGCGGCACCCGGCUCCCGCGCAUCCACCACCAUCCAAGCGCCCGGCACUGAGCACGGCGCCGGCGCCGGCGGCCCCUAAAGUUCGUGUGGCGGUAACGCAGCUGGCUGCGGCGUCCGGCGACCGGCAAGCUACUCGAGCGGAAUUGGGAGCCGAAGUCCCGGCCACGCGAUAUCAGCAAGACCGUGAAGCAGCAGCGCAGGAAGGACAGCCGGAACCGUUAGAGGAGGAUCAAGUCGCUGCACAGAAGACCCGAGGGGCCCUGACCGGAUCUUCUUGCAUGGCCAGGGCUGUGGACGGUGCUGCGCCCCCGGGAUGUAGGGACGAGGAACAGCAAAGAAGAGACAGCAAUCGUGCUGACGUGGCGGCUGGGUUACCCAAGCGGUCUCUGAAGGACCGGGCGGCGGAGCUGCAGAAGAGGCGCCAGUGCCUAGGGGGCGUGGGCCUGACCCUCAAUAGGCAGGAGCUAUAGGGUGAUUUGGGAAAUGCUCACACCCCGUGCGGUCGCAUCCGUUAUCGCGGCGGUGAUUGUCCUUAUAAAUGUUGCCUGCUGGGUGGCCGGGGUGUGUCCUCUAUGGGGGGUUCAUUUCCCGGAAAUAGGUAGUUAGCGCGUGUCAGUGGGGUCCCUCGGGGGGAAGGUGUUGGCUCAUUGGCUCAUGCAGUGUAGAUUGGCUCUGUCUUGCCAUUAGGGUCGUUGGGGUUUACAGCGAUGCAAGGGAUUCGAUUUUUUAACUGCUCGGUCCUUUUCUGUGGGUUGUUUUCUGGUAUUAGCUCGCACACGGCGAGGGCUUUUGUGGUGUUUGGAGCCGUAGUCCCGCCUGUGGGUUCUGUGAGGGGGUCCGGAGAGUGCAGCAAAGCGGUCGGGGAGAUUGUCGACAGGUGUGGGGUCCGAACCGGCUCAUGCGCCGUUUUGAGCGAUCUUAAAAAAUGUAUGGAUUUUAUGCAAGGUAUCUGUGUAUUGAGGAUUAUAUGUAGAAGUAGGG
Molecule: messenger RNA, 1912 nt
Organism: Volvox carteri f. nagariensis
Lineage: Eukaryota; Viridiplantae; Chlorophyta; Chlorophyceae; Chlamydomonadales; Volvocaceae
Exons: 6
Coding region: 1-1401 (466 amino acids)
Biological process (GO): mRNA splicing, via spliceosome
Cellular component (GO): post-mRNA release spliceosomal complex; U2-type spliceosomal complex
Source: RefSeq, a predicted model, not a curated record